Hansenula anomala is the source of this 1263-nucleotide messenger RNA. RefSeq names its product mannosyltransferase YUR1 (gene YUR1). The record is from RefSeq and is a predicted model, not a curated record. Gene Ontology annotation, molecular function: alpha-1,2-mannosyltransferase activity. Lineage: Eukaryota; Fungi; Ascomycota; Saccharomycetes; Phaffomycetales; Wickerhamomycetaceae. The transcript has a single exon. Gene Ontology annotation, biological process: cell wall mannoprotein biosynthetic process; protein N-linked glycosylation. Gene Ontology annotation, cellular component: membrane; Golgi apparatus. Bases 1 to 1263 code for a protein of 420 amino acids.
AUGAGGUUCUUUCAAAAAGUAUGGAUCGUGAUAACGUGUAUCAUAGCAAUUCUUUUCCAAUCAUCUUCGUUUUUAACAGAGAAAUUAAACAGUGUGGUUUAUGAACAAAACUUAUUCAAGACAUAUUUUGAAAACAUUCGUCAAAUUAAAACAUUCCACUAUGAUCCAGAACGGAAAUUCUUGACAAGACCUGCAACAAAUUCAUAUUCACAAAAAAUAUUAGUUGAUGAAUCUCGUGAUGAUAUUACCCCGGGAAGGGAAAAUGCCACUAUUGUUAUGCUUGUACGAAACUGGGAAUUGGAUCAAGCUUUAGAAUCAAUGAGAUCUUUAGAGGAUAGGUUCAAUAAGAAAUAUAGAUAUCCUUGGACUUUUUUAAAUGACGUUCCAUUUGAUGCGGAAUUUAUUGAAGCCACGUCAUUGAUGGCUUCAGGUGAAACUGAAUAUGGUUUAAUACCCAGUGAAGAUUGGAAUAGACCACCAUGGAUUAAUGAAACUCAAUUUGAAGAAUCUUUGCAACAAAUGACUGAAGCUAAAGUGCUUUAUGGUGAUUCAAGAUCUUAUAGAAAUAUGUGUCGUUUCAAUUCAGGUUUUUUCUAUAAACAACAAUUAUUACAAAAAUAUGAAUGGUAUUUUAGAGUGGAACCUAGUGUUCAAUAUUAUUGUGAUUUUAAUUAUGAUCCUUUCCAAGUGAUGAGACUAAAUGGGAAGAAAUAUGGGUUCAUCAUUGCAAUCCAUGAAUAUGAAGAAACUAUCCCAACUUUAUACGAUACGGUUAUGGAUUUCAUAGAGGAGAAUCCACAAUAUUUACACCCAAAUAGUUCAAUAGACUUCAUCACAGAUAUGAGUUCAUUAUCAAACAUGCAUAUAAGAUUAGAUUUGGCAAAUGACUAUAAUUUAUGCCAUUUUUGGAGUAAUUUUGAAAUUGGGAACUUGGAUUUCUUCAGAAGUGAAGCAUAUGAAGCAUUUUUCAACUACUUGGAUAAAAAAGGUGGGUUUUAUUAUGAAAGAUGGGGUGAUGCUCCUGUUCAUACUUUGGGUGUUUCAUUAUUAAUGGAUAAGGAUGAGAUUCAUUACUUUGAAGAUAUUGGUUAUUAUCAUGGUCCUUUUGGCAAUUGUCCAAGUAGUAAUGCAUUAAGAUUAAGUAAAAGAUGUGUGUGUGAUCCUCAAGAUGAAAGCGUGGUUGAUAUUGAAGAACAUAGUUGUAUACCCAGAUGGUGGAAAGUUGGUGGAAAAACAUUCUUGAAAGAUAAAGGAACUUUUUAA